Malus domestica (apple) is the source of this 1537-nucleotide messenger RNA. Its product is annotated as ethylene-responsive transcription factor ERN1-like. Lineage: Eukaryota; Viridiplantae; Streptophyta; Magnoliopsida; Rosales; Rosaceae. Gene Ontology annotation, molecular function: DNA binding; DNA-binding transcription factor activity. The record is from RefSeq and is a predicted model, not a curated record. Gene Ontology annotation, biological process: regulation of DNA-templated transcription.
CCAAUCAGAGCUAGCCAAUACAAGAGUGCCUCCCCUUCUUCCAUUUCCUUAAAUCAAACCCUAGCUUAAAUCCAACACUAGCUUUCUCUCUCUUUAAUUAAUUUGCAUGCAAAGUAAUUUCAAUGGAGUUUCAGUUCCAACGGCCGCAGCAAGUUUCCUUUGCAGCUGCAGGCAUUCCAAAAAGCAGCAGCAAAGUAGGGAAGUUGAAGGGAAGAAAUAAUAAUAGUAGAAGCAACAACAACGCAAACAAGUUUGUUGGCGUGAGACAGAGGCCUUCGGGGAGAUGGGUUGCCGAGAUCAAAGGCACUACUCAAAAAAUAAGGAUGUGGCUCGGAACCUUUGAGACCGCGGAGGAGGCUGCCCGUUCUUAUGAUGAAGCCGCCUGCCUUCUUCGCGGUUCAAACGCUCGAACCAACUUCAUCACCCACGUAUCUUUGGACUCCCCUCUCGCUUCUCGCAUUCGGAAUUUACUCAACACGAAAAAAGGAGGAGGAGGAGGAGGAGGAGGAGCCACUAAACAACUAGCACUACUACAACACCAAAGCAGUAGUACUAGCACUACUACUAGUACUAGUUCUGAUCAUGAUCAUCUGCCGCCUCCGUCUAAACAACUAGUACGUAAAAGUAGUACUAGUACUACUUGUACUUCAACUAGCAGCGGCAGCGACACAACUUCCCUUUCGAGCGAGGUGUUUCAUGAUAAUUCUCUGCUGUUUGACGAUGUCUACAAACCGGAUUUGAGAAACUGCAACGAGGACUUUGAGUUGAGUUCUUCCUCCAAUACUUCUCAAUCCAACCUGCCUUCAUGGGGGUCAUAUCAAACGGGGGUUGACUGCUUCUCGUUUGCUCAACAAGCGUUUGAGUUUCCGAAACAUCAGGCGGCGGCUGCUUUGUCCUCGGCGGAGAGUAAUACGACUACUACUAGUACUAUUUGUACGGCAGGUGAAGCUGAUUCGGGGCUGAUGGAUUUCGAAAGGUUGAAAGUGGAGAGACAGAUAUCGGCUUCGCUUUAUGCAAUGAAUGGGAUGCAAGAGUAUAUGGAAACAGUUCAUGAUCCUAACGAAGCGCUCUGGGAUCUUCCGCCGCUGUGUUCUUUGUUCUGCUAAUUAAUUAGGAUCAGUUGAAUUGAAGGUUUUGUUGUUGGUGGCCAUGCACGGAAGUUGGAUCUCUCUUUCUCUUCAAUUAUUCUUGCAAUUGUCAACUGAGAAACUGUUAAGAGAUUAAGAUGAUCAGAAAUUUAUUUGUAUUAACUUAUUCUUGCGGAUUUAAUUCAAGAUCGAUAUCUGCUGGAACAUACACACACACAUACAUGGAGACAAGUUAAUUACACUUAAUGUUAUUCAAAGGUUUCCUAGCUACCUCAACGAAUGUAAUUGAUAUCUUAUUUGUUAUAAAGUAAGCAUCCCUAAUUUCUCUACAGCUUAAAACAAGAAACUCCGAGGAGAUGUACGUUACGACAAAAUCGUGGGCAAUUUCACCUUCGUCCAUGCGGAGUAAUUGUGGUAGAUUUAAAGGUUAUUGAAAUUGUGGUCCAAAA